This is a messenger RNA of Myotis davidii, 13534 nucleotides long. It is a transcript of the gene LRP2, whose product is annotated as LDL receptor related protein 2. The annotation marks the transcript as partial. The transcript is spliced from 75 exons. The record is from RefSeq and is a predicted model, not a curated record. Gene Ontology annotation, molecular function: calcium ion binding; protein binding. Lineage: Eukaryota; Metazoa; Chordata; Mammalia; Chiroptera; Vespertilionidae.
GACGGGACCAAAGACUGUUUGGAUGACUCUGAUGAAAUUGGUUGCCCUCCCGCUACUUGCCAGCCAGGCUAUUUCCAGUGUCAGAGUAAAGAGUUAUGCAUCCCUAACUCCUGGGUGUGUGACAAUGAGCAGGACUGUGAGGAUGGCUCAGAUGAACAUCAGCAUUGCCGAUACCCAACAUGUGAGCAGCUUACUUGUGCCAAUGGAGCCUGCUAUAACACUAGUCAGAGAUGUGAUAAGAAAGUUGACUGCAGAGACUUCUCUGAUGAAAACAACUGCACUGAAGGAUGUUCCCACAACCAGUUUCAGUGUGGCAGUGGGGAGUGCCUUUCUCAUGACUACGUCUGUGACCACAUCCCAGAUUGUAAAGACGGCAGCGAUGAACAUUCUUGCAACUACGGGACCUGCAGAGGCAACCAGUUCACGUGCCCCAAUGGCCACUGCAUUAAUCAAGACUGGGUUUGUGAUGGAGACGACGACUGCGCAGAUAAUGGAGAUGAAGAUGGAUGUGAAAGCAGUCCUCAUCAUUUUCAUAAAUGUUACCCAGGUGAAUGGGCUUGUCCACAGUCUGGAAAAUGCAUCCCAAUGACAAAAGUCUGUGAUGGAAUUUUAGAUUGUCCAUCAGGGGAGGAUGAAGGCAAUGCCACUGCACUACGACCUUGUGAUGUGAGUUUGUGUCCUUUCUUGAGCUGUGAGUAUCAAUGCCACAUGGCACCAUUUGGAGGGGCGUGUUAUUGUCCUCCAGGUUAUGUCGUGGACCAAAAUAACACCCGGAAAUGUGUCGAUUUUGAUGAUUGCCAGGUAUGGGGAGUUUGUGACCAGAUGUGUGAAGACCGAGUAGGCCAUCACCAGUGCCACUGUGCAGAAGGCUAUAUCUUGGAGCAUGAGCGGCAUUGCAAAGCCAAUACUUCCUCUGGUGAGGCCUCUGUUAUCUUCUCCAAUGGGCGAGAUUUGCUAAUUGGUGAUAUUCAUGGAAGAUCCUUUGAGGUCCUGGUAGAAUCUCAACAUCGUGGAGUGGCUGUGGGUGUGGAUUUUCACUAUCACCUACAAAGAAUCUUUUGGACUGACACGGUGUUAGAUACGGUUUUUUCAGCUAAUAUUCAUGAUUUAGACCCUGAAGAAAUUAUCAAUGUUUCCAUUGAUGAUCCUGAGAAUCUGGCUGUGGACUGGAUUAAUAAUAAACUUUAUAUGGUGGAGACCAAGGUUAACCGUAUAGAUAUGGCCAAUUUGGAUGGAAGCCAUAGGGUUAUUCUUAUAACAGAAAACUUGGGGCAUCCCAGAGGAAUUGCCCUGGAUCCAACUGUUGGAUAUUUAUUUUUCUCAGAUUUGGACAGCUUUUCUGGUGGACCUACGGUGGAAAGGGCUUUCAUGGAUGGCACUAACCGUAAAGAUUUGGUUAAAACAAAGCUGGGAUGGCCUGCUGGGAUAACUCUGGAUUUGGUAUUAAAGCGUGUUUACUGGGUUGACUCCCGGUUUGAUUACAUUGAGACUGUAACUUAUGAUGGGACUCAAAGGAAGACCGUGCUUCAUGGAGGCUCACGCAUUCCUCAUCCCUUUGGAAUAAGCUUGUUUGAAGACAGUGUAUUCUUUACAGAUUGGACAAAGAUGGCGGUAAUGAAGGCAAACAAAUUCUCUGAGACCAACCCACAAGUGUUCUACCAGUCUUCCCUGAGGCCCUUUGGAGUGAUUGUUUUCCACUCCCUCAGGCAGCCCCAUGCCAGCAAUCCUUGUGGAGAUAACAAUGGAGGCUGUGAACAGGUCUGUGUCCUCAGCCACAGAACCGACAAUGAUGGCCUGGGUUACCGCUGCAAAUGCACCUUUGGCUUCAACCUGGAUGUGGAUGGCCACCGCUGUGUUGCUGUUAAGCAAUUCCUGAUCUUUUCAUCGGAAGUGGCUGUUCGAGGGAUCCCAUUCACCAUCUCUACCCAGGAAGAUGUCAUAGUUCCAGUGACAGGAAAUCCUUCUUUCUUUGUUGGAAUUGAUUUUGAUGCCCAGGAGAAAACACUCUUUUUUUCAGAUACAUCAGUAGACAUGAUUUAUAAACAAAAGAUCGAUGGCACAGGAAGAGAAAUUCUCACAGCUAACAGGGUGGAAAGUGUUGAAAGUUUGACUUUUGACUGGAUUUCAAAGAAUCUCUAUUGGACAGAUCUUUCUUAUAGGAGUGUGAGUGUCAUGAGGCUAGCUGAUAAAUCGAGACGGGAAAUAAUCCGGAAUUUAAAUAAUCCACGAUCAAUCGUAGUUCAUCCUAUUGCUGGGUAUAUAUUCUUCACUGAUUGGUUCCGUCCUGCUAAAAUUAUGAGAGCGUGGGGAGAUGGAUCUAACCUUUUGCCUAUAGUAAAUACUACUCUUGGAUGGCCCAAUGGAUUGGCCAUUGAUUGGGGUGCUUUACGAUUGUACUGGGUAGAUGCCUUAUUUGAUAAAAUUGAGCACAGCACCUUUGAUGGUUUAGACAGACGAGUCCUGGGCCAUAUACAGCAGAUGACACAUCCGUUUGGACUGACCGUCUUUCAAGACUAUGUAUUUUUUACUGACUGGAGACUGGGUGCUAUUGUUCGAGUCAGGAAAACGGAUGGUGGAGAGAUGACAGUUAUCCGAAGUGGCAUCAGUAAUAUAAUGCAUGUGAAAUCAUAUGAUGACAGCAUCCAGAUUGGUUCUAACUAUUGUAAUCGACCCACCCACCCGAAUGGGGACUGCAGCCACUUCUGCUUCCCGGUGCCAAAUUUUCAGCGGGUGUGUGGCUGUCCCUAUGGAAUGAGCCUGACUUCUAAUCACUUGACAUGUGUGGAAGACCCGUCCCACGAACCGCCCUUGGAGCAGUGUGGCUCCUUUUCCUUCCCGUGUAACAAUGGCAGAUGUGUGCCCAGCUACUACCGCUGUGAUGGCAUUGAUGACUGUCAUGAUAACAGUGAUGAGCACCUAUGUGGCACGUCUACAUUUUUCAAUUUGGCUCUGCUACACAUUGAACAAGAAAUAAACUGUUAUUUGGUUUGUUUUUGGGUGAUAUUAGACUUUACAGCGACAUGCCUGCCUAGUCAGUUUCAUUGCCCUGACCAUCGGUGUAUUGACCUGGCUUAUGUCUGUGAUGGGGACAAGGACUGUGUUGACGGAUCUGAUGAGAAUGGUUGUGUAAUUAAUUGCACUGCUUCUCAAUUCAAAUGUGCCAGUGAGAAUAAGUGUAUUAGCAACGUAUAUCAUUGUGAUGGUGUUUUUGACUGCAGCGACCACUCUGAUGAGAAAGACUGUCCAACCAGGCCUCCCGGUAUGUGCCACCAAGAUGAAUUUCAGUGCCAAUCAGAUGGUCUCUGCAUUCCAGGGAUCUGGGAGUGUGAUGGGCAUCCAGACUGCAUCCAUGGAUCUGAUGAGCACAAUGGCUGUGUGCUCAAGACCUGCUCUCCAUCCCAUUUUCUUUGUGCCAAUGGAAACUGCAUCCACAAAGAGUGGGUCUGUGAUGGGGACAAUGACUGCAGGGAUAUGAGUGACGAGAAGGACUGCCCUACUCAAGCCUUUCACUGUCCCAAUUGGCAAUGGCAGUGCCCUGGCCAUAGCAUCUGCGUGAAUCUGACUGCAGUAUGUGAUGGCGUCCCUGACUGCCCCAAUGGGACAGAUGAAUCCCCACUUUGCAACCAGGAGAGCUGCUCAAAUUUAAAUGCUGGUUGUACUCACCAGUGUGUUCAAGGGCCCUUUGGGGCUCAAUGUCUAUGUCCAUUGGGAUACCUGCUUGCUAAUGAUUCUAAGACCUGUGAAGACAUAGAUGAAUGUGAUAAUCCAGGCUUUUGUAGCCAGCAUUGUUAUAAUACAAGAGGUUCUUUCCGGUGCUGGUGUGAUAAAGAAUACAUGUUAGACACUGAUGGGAAGACUUGCAAAGUUACAGCAUCUGAAAGUCUUCUGUUACUUGUGGCAAGUCAGAACCAAAUUAUUGCUGACAAUAUCACCUCCCAGGUCCACAAUAUCUAUGCACUUAUCGAGGGUGGUUCUCACAUUGUAGCUGUUGAUUUUGAUUCUGUCAGUGGUCGUGUCUUUUGGUCUGAUGGAACUCAGGGCAAAAUCUGGAGUGCAUUUCAAAAUGGAACAGACAGAAAACUAGUACUUGACAGUGGCACCACCAUGACUGAAAGCCUUGUGGUAGAUUGGGUGGGUCGCAAUCUUUACUGGACAAACUAUGCUCUGCAAACAAUUGAAGUCUCUAAACUGGAUGGUAGCCACAGGACUGUGCUGAUUAGUGAAAAUGUAACAAUGCCGAGGGGACUAGCAUUAGAUCCCAGACUUAGUGAACAUCUGAUGUUCUGGUCUGACUGGGGCCAUCACCCUCGUAUUGAGCGAGCCAGCAUGGACGGCAGUUCACGCACUGUUAUUGUCCAAGACAAGAUUUUAUGGCCCAAUGGCUUAACUAUUGACUACCCCAACAGACUGCUCUACUUCUUGGAUGCCUAUCUUGAUUACUUAGAUUUUUGUGACUAUGAUGGACAACAUCGGAGGCAGGUGAUAGCCAGUGAUUUGAUUCUGCGGCAUCCCUAUGCCCUGACCGUCUUUGAAGAUUCCGUGUACUGGACUGACCGAGCAACUGAGCAGGUCACUCAAGCCAACAAGUGGCAUGGAGGGCAACAUUCCAUUGUCAUCUAUAAUGUGCACCAGCCUCUUGGGAUUGUUGCGGUUCAUCCUGCAAAACAGCCGAAUGAUGUAAAUUCCUGUGCCUCUGCCCCCUGCAGCCACCUAUGUCUGCUUUCCUCAAAGAGGCCACAGCUUUACUCCUGUGCUUGUCCCUCUGGAUGGAGUCUCUCUCAUGAUUCUGUGACUUGCCUGAGAGAUGAUCAACCUUUCUUAAUAACUGUAAGACGCAGUGUAAUUUUUGGAAUCUCCCUUAAUCCUGAGGUGAAGAGCAAUGAUGCUAUGGUUCCUAUAUCAGGGAUACAGAACGGUUAUGAUGUUGAAUUUGAUGAUACAGAGGAAUUCAUCUAUUGGGUUGAGAAUCCAGGUGAAAUUCACAGAGUGAAGACAGAUGGCACCAACAGGACUGUGUUUGUUCCUCUGUCUAGUUUGGGCGCUUCUAUGAGCCUGGCCUUAGACUGGAUAUCAAGAAACCUUUAUUACACCAAUCCUGGAACUCAGUCAAUUGAGGUUUUGACACUCCGGGGAGAUGUCAGAUACAGAAAAACAUUGAUUACCAAUGAUGGGACAGCUCUUGGAGUUGGUUUUCCAGUUGGCAUAACUGUUGAUCCUGCUAACGGGAAACUGUACUGGUCAGACCAAGGAACUGACAGUGGAGUUCCUGCGAAGAUUGCAAGUGCUCACAUGGAUGGCACAUCUCCAAAAACCCUCUUCACUGGAGACCUGGAACACCUGGAGUUUCUCACUCUUGACAUUGAGGAUCAGAAACUCUACUGGGCGGUCACCAGCAGGGGGGUGAUUGAAAGGGGAAACGUGGAUGGCACCAAUCGAAUGGUCCUGGUAAACUAUCUUUCCCAUCCCUGGGGAAUUGCUGUCUACGGUUCCUUCCUCUAUUAUACUGAUGAGCAUUAUGAGGUCAUUGAAAGAGUUGACAAGGCCACUGGGGCCAACAAAGUAGUCUUGCGAGAUAAUACUCCAAAUCUGAGGGGACUUCGAGUUUACCACAGACGCAGCUCUGCUGGAUCCUCAAAUGGCUGUAGCAACAAUGUGAAUGCCUGUCAGCAGAUGUGCCUGCCUGUACCGGGAGGACUCUUCUCGUGCGCCUGUGCCACUGGAUUUAAACUCAAUCCUGAUCAUCAGACCUGCUCUCCGUACAGCUCUUUCAUUGUUGUUUCAAUGCUGUCUGCAAUCAGAGGCUUUAGCUUGGACCUGUCAGAUCAUUCAGAAGCCAUGGUGCCAGUGGCAGGCCAAGGACGAAAUGCACUGCAUGUGGAUGUUGAUGUAUCUUCUGGCUUUAUUUAUUGGUGUGAUUUUAGCAUCUCUGAGAAAUCUAAUAAUGCAAUCCGUAGAAUCAAACCCAAUGGGUCUAGUUUUACAAACAUCAUUACACAAGGGAUAGGAGAAAAUGGAGUGCGGGGUAUUGCAGUGGACUGGGUAGCAGAAAAUCUUUAUUUCAUAAAUGCUUUUGAGUCUGAAUCACUGAUAGAAGUUCUGCGGAUCAAUACCACCUACCGUCGUGUUCUCCUUAGAGUCAUAGUGGAUAUGCCCAGGGAUAUUGUUGUAGACCCCAAGAACAGAUACCUCUUCUGGGCUGACUAUGGACAAAACCCGAAGAUUGAACGUGCUUUUCUUGACUGUACAAAUCGGACAGUGCUUGUAUCAGAGGGCAUUGUCACACCACGGGGCGUAGCAGUAGACCAUAGCAACGGCUAUGUUUAUUGGGUCGAUGAUACUUUAGAUGUAAUUUCAAGGAUCGAUAUUGAGGGAAAGGAAUUGAAAGUGAUUCGCUAUGGCAGUCGUUACCCAACUCCUUAUGCCAUCACUGUUUUUGGAAAUUCUAUCAUAUGGGUAGACAGAAACUUAAAAAAAAUCUUCCAAGCUAGCAAGGAACCAGGGAACACAGAACCGCCAGCAGUGAUAAGGGACAAUAUCGAUUGGCUAAGAGAUGUGACCGUCUUUGACCAGAGUGUCCAACCCCGGUCACCCACAGAGGUCAACAACAACCCUUGCUUGGAAAAUAAUGGUGGAUGCCCCCAUCUCUGCUUUGCUAUGCCUGGCUUGCACACUCCAAACUGUAGCUGUGUUUUUGGAACCCUGGACCAUGAUGGGAAAAGCUGUGUCAUUCCAAAAGAAAAUUUCCUCAUCUUUGCCUUGGAGAAUUCCUUGGGAAGCUUACACUUGGAUCCUGAAGAUCACAGCCUGCCUUUCCAAGCAAUAAGUGUGGGAGGACAUGUCAUGGCCCUGGACUAUGACAGCAUCGAUAACAGAAUUUACUUUACACGAAAUUUAGAAGCUAGCCAUGGCCAGAUUUCAUAUAUAAACCUUAAUUCAGGGAUCCGUUCUCCCACUGUCGUUGUUUCAGAUAUAGGGACUACUGAUGGCAUUGCUUUUGACUGGAUCAACAGAAGAAUUUAUUACAGUGACUACACCAACCAGACAAUUAACUCCAUGGCUGAGGAUGGGUCUCAGCGUGCUGUGAUAGCCCACGUUACAAAACCAAGAGCAGUUGUAUUAGAUCCUUGCGGAGGGUAUAUCUACUGGAGUUCCUGGGCCCCUAAUGCCAAAAUCGAGAGAGCCACAGUGGGAGGCAACUUUCGGGAACCCGUUGUGAACAGCAGCCUGGUCUGGCCCUGUGGGCUCACUGUGGACCAUGAGGAAGACCUUCUCUACUGGGCAGAUGCUAGUUUGCGCAAGAUUGAACGCAGCACUCUAAAGGGCACGGAGCGUGAGGUCAUUGUCAUCACAAUCUUGCGUCCUUUUGGCUUGACUAUCAAUGGCCAGUAUAUUUACUGGACUGACUGGUCCACAAGAAAAAUUUACCGAGUUAAUAAAUAUGAUGGAUCAGGCCAGACUGCAAUGACCACGAGUUUUCCAUUCCGGCUUAUGAGUGUUCGUGUUGUUGUGAAGGAUCACCCACAGCAGUGUAGCAAUCCUUGCGACCAGUUUAACGGGGGCUGCAGCCAUGUUUGUGCACCAGGUCCAAAUGGUGCCGAGUGCCAGUGUCCACAGGAGGGCCGCUGGUAUCUGGCCAACAACAAUAAGCACUGCAUUGUGGACAAUGGUGCGCGGUGUGUUGGUUCCAAUUUCACCUGCCUCAAUGGGCGCUGCAUCACAGAGCAGUGGAAAUGUGACAACAGCAAUGACUGUGGUGAUGGCAGUGAUGAGCUGGAAAGCGUGUGUGCUUUUCACACCUGCCAUUCGACAGCCUUCACCUGUGACAAUGGGAAAUGUGUCCCAUAUCAUUAUCGCUGUGAUCACUACAAUGACUGUGGUGACAACAGUGAUGAGGAAGGGUGCCUGUUCAUUGCGUGUAAUGCCACCACAGAAUUUACUUGCAAUAAUAGAAGGUGCAUACCUCUUCAGUUUGUCUGCAAUGGCAUAAACAACUGCCAUGAUAAUGAUACUUCAGAUGAGAAAAAUUGCCCCGAUCGCACUUGUCAGCCUGGAUUCACAAAGUGUCACAGUACAAAUAUUUGUAUUCCUCAUCAUUACUUGUGUGACGGAGACAAUGACUGUGGAGAUAUGAGUGACGAAAACCCCACUUUUUGCGCCAGUCACUCGUGUAGCAGCAGUGAGUUCCACUGCACAUCUGGACCCUGUAUUCCUCACCAUUGGUAUUGUGAUCAAGAAAGAGAUUGUCUUGAUGGCUCUGAUGAACCUGCCACUUGUGUGUACCCUGAGUCAACAUGCUUGAGUGAUGAGUUCAAGUGUGACAGUGGGAGGUGCAUCCAAACAGAAUGGAUCUGUGAUGGUGAUAAUGACUGUGGGGACAUGAGCGAUGAGGAUGAAAGACACCACUGUGAGAGACACAGAUGCUCAGGCUCUGAGUUUCUCUGUGUAAACAACGUGCCUCCAUCCAGGAGGUGCAUUCCCCAGUCUUGGGUGUGUGAUGGCGACGCAGACUGUACUGAUGGCUAUGAUGAGCGGCAGAACUGCACCCGGGGGUCUUGCUCUGGAAACGAUUUCAUCUGUAAUGAUGGACAGUGUAUCCCUGACUCCUACAGGUGUGACCGGCACAAUGACUGUGGUGACUACAGUGAUGAGAGGAACUGCUUAUACCCCACCUGCAAUCAGAAUCAGUUUACCUGUCAGAAUGGGUUCUGCAUUUAUAAAACCUACGUCUGUGAUGGGGUUAAUGACUGUAGAGAUGAUUCUGAUGAGCUGGAGCACUUGUGCCAUGUCCCUGAAACCACAUGCCCCCCUCAUCAGUUCAAGUGUGAUAAUGGGAAUUGCAUCGAGAUGGUGAAAGUCUGCAACCACCUAGAUGACUGUUUAGACAACAGUGAUGAGAAAGGAUGUGGCAUUAACGAAUGCAAUGACCCUACACUCAGUGUCUGCGACCAUAACUGCACAGACACCUUAACCAGUUUCUAUUGUUCUUGUCGUCCUGGUUACAAGCUUAUGUCUGACAAGCGGACUUGUGGUGAUAUUGAUGAAUGCAAGGAGACGCCCUUUGUUUGUAGCCAGAAGUGUGAGAACACAAUGGGCUCUUACAUCUGUAAGUGUGCCCCAGGCUACAUCCGAGAACCAGAUGGAAAGAGCUGUCGGCAAAACAGUAACAUCGAGCCCUAUCUCAUAUUCAGCAACCGUUAUUAUUUGAGAAACCUAACUAUAGAUGGCUCCUUUUACUCCCUCAUCUUGCAAGGACUGGGCAAUGCUGUGGCGUUGGAUUUUGACCGAGUAGAAAAGAGAUUAUACUGGGUUGAUAUAGAGAAAAGCAUCAUCGAGAGAAUGUUUCUGAAUAAGACAAACAGGGAGACAAUCACGAAGCACAAACUACCAGGUGUAGAAAGCCUGGCUGUAGACUGGGUUGCCAGAAAACUUUAUUGGGUAGAUGCCUACCUGAAGUGCCUCUCUGUCUCCGACCUAGAUGGUCGAUACCACCGCAGGCUGGUCGAACACUGUUUGGAUGCCAACAACACCUUCUGCCUUGAUAAUCCCAGAGGAAUUGUCCUUCACCCUCAAUAUGGGUAUGUCUACUGGGGAGACUGGACCCGCAGGGCAUACAUUGGGAGAGUAGGCAUGGAUGGAGUCAAUAAAUCUGUGAUUAUCUCUACCAAGAUAGCGUGGCCCAAUGGCCUCACCAUUGAUUACACCAAUGAUCGACUCUAUUGGGCAGAUGCUCACCUGGGUUACAUUGAGUACUCUGAUUUGGAGGGCCAAAAUCGACACACCGUGUAUGAUGGAACCCUGUCUCACCCUUUUGCUAUUACCAUUUUUGAAGACACUAUUUAUUGGACUGAUUGGAAUACAAGGACAGUUGAAAAGGGAAACAAGUAUGAUGGAUCAGAUAGAAUGGUGCUGGUGAACACAACACAUAGACCAUAUGACAUCCACGUAUAUCAUCCAUACAGGCAGCCAAUCGUGAAUAAUCCCUGUGGUACCAACAAUGGUGGCUGUUCUCAUCUCUGCCUCAUCCAAGCAGGAGGGAAUGGAUUCACCUGCGAGUGUCCAGAUGACUUCAAGACCAUCCAGCUGGUUGACAGCACUCACUGCUUGCCCAUGUGCUCUAGCACCCAGUUCCUCUGUGCUAACAAUGAGAAGUGUAUUCCUAUCUGGUGGAAAUGUGACGGACAGAAAGACUGCUUGGAUGGUUCCGAUGAACCCCCCACUUGCCCACAGCGCUACUGCCAUCUAGGACAGUUCCAGUGCAAGGAUGGCAACUGCACCAGUCCGUACUUCCUAUGUGACACUCACCAAAAUUGCCCUGAUGGAUCUGAUGAAGACCUUGUUCUUUGUGAGCACCACAAGUGUGAGUCCAAUGAAUGGCAGUGUGCCAACAAACGUUGCAUCCCAGAAGCCUGGCAGUGUGACUCAGUGAAUGACUGCGGGGAUGACUCAGAUGAAGACAGUUCCCACUGUGCCAGCAGGACCUGUCCUUCUGGUUAUUUCAAGUGUGCCAAUGGCCACUGCAUCCCUCAGACCUGGAAGUGUGAUGUAGACAAUGACUGUGGAGACUACUCGGAUGAGCCCGUCCAUGAAUGCAUGGGCCCUGCCUAUCGCUGUGACAACCAUACAGAAUUCAGCUGUAAAACCAACUACCGCUGUAUCCCAAAGUUGGCUGUGUGCAAUGGUGUCGAUGACUGCAGGGACAACAGCGAUGAGCAAGGCUGUGAGGAGAUGACGUGCAAACCUUUGGGGUUUUUCCGCUGCAAUAAUCACCUGUGCAUCCCUCUUCGCUGGAGAUGUGAUGGGCAUGAUGACUGUGGAGAUCACUCAGAUGAGGAAAGCUGUGUCCCUCGGGAGUGCUCAGAGAGUGAGUUUCGGUGUGACGAUCAGAGAUGCAUUCCCUCUCGAUGGAUAUGUGACUUUAACAAUGACUGUGGAGACAACUCGGAUGAGCGGGACUGUGAGAUGCGGACCUGCCAUCCAGGAUACUUUCAGUGUAAGAGUGGACACUGCGUGCCCGACGAGUUGAGGUGUGAUGGAAUCAGUGACUGUUUGGAUGCCUCUGAUGAAGCCGUUUGUCCCACUCGCUUUCCCAACGGUACAUACUGCCCAGCUGUUAUGUUUGAAUGUAAAAAUCACAUCUGUGUUCAGCCAUUUUGGAUAUGUGAUGGUGACAACGACUGUGGCGAUGGUUCCGAUGAAGAACUUCAUCUGUGCUUGAGUGUUCCCUGUGAGUCACCACACCGUUUCCGGUGUGACAACAAUCGCUGUAUUUAUAGUCAUGAGAUGUGCAACCAUGUGGAUGACUGUGGAGAUGGAAGUGAUGAGAAAGCGGAAAACUGUGUAGGUCCGACCCCGAGACCUUGUGCAGAAGAUGAAUUUAAGUGCAGCAACAAGCAAUGCAUUUCACAGCACCUUGCAUGCGAUGAUGUUGACGACUGUGGUGACCAGUCUGAUGAAACAGGUUGCAAUAAAGGAAAAGAAAGAUCAUGUGCUGAAAAUCUAUGUGAACAAAAUUGUACCCAAUUAAGUGAAGGAGGAUUUAUCUGCUCCUGUAGACCUGGGUUCAAAGCCAGUAUUUCAGACAGAAACUCCUGUGAUGACAUCAACGAGUGUGAGCAAUUUGCGACGUGUCCACAGCACUGCCAAAACACUAAAGGAAGUUAUGAGUGUUACUGUGCCGAAGGCUUCAGGUUCUUCAGUGGCAUCCAUGGAAAUCGGUGUGAAGCUGAUGGACGUGUGUGUCUUGCCUCUGCAGGUGUCAUAUAUUACACUGUGCUAGGGCAUGGCUCUAAUUUUGGUGCUAUCAAACGUGCCUACAUCCCCAACUUUGAAUCUGGCAGUAACAACCAUGUGCAAGUAAUUGACCUGGGCCUGAAAUACAUAAUGCAGCCAGAUGGCUUAGCAGUGGACUGGGUUGGAAGGCAUAUUUACUGGUCGGAUGCCAGGAGUCAACGGAUUGAGGUGGCUAAACUUGACGGGAGGUACAGAAAGUGGCUCAUUACCACCCAACUAGAUCAACCAGCUGCCGUGGUUGUGAAUCCCAAACUAGGGCUUAUGUACUGGACGGACUGGGGCAAGGAACCAAAAAUCGAGUCAGCCUGGAUGGAUGGGCAGCAUCGGAGCAUCCUGGUCCGCGAGGACCUCGGUUGGCCGACUGGUCUUUCUAUUGAUUAUUUGAACAAUGACCGAAUCUACUGGAGCGACUUCAAGGAAAAAACGAUUGAAACCAUAAAAUAUGAUGGGACUGAUAGGAGAAUUGUUGCCAGUGCAGCAGUGGACCCUUACAGUCUUGACAUCUUUGAAGGCCAGUUAUACUGGGUAUCGAAGGAUAAGGGAGAAGUAUGGACACAAGAUAAAUUUGGGCAAGACAAGAAAGAGAAAAUGAUGACUGUGAGCCCUUGGCUCACUCAAGUUCGAGUCCUUCAUCAACAUAGAUACAAUCGGUCAGUGCCCAACCGCUGUAAAAAUGUCUGCAGCCAUCUCUGCCUCCUGAGACCCGCAGGAUACAGCUGUGCCUGUCCCCAGGGCGCCUCCUUUUUGGAGGGGAGCAUGACUGAGUGUGAUGCAGCUGUGGACAAUCCUAUCACCAUGCCGCCCCCAUGCAGGUGUAUGCACGGAGGAAAUUGCUAUUUUGAUGAGAAUGACAUCCCCAAAUGCAAGUGUCCCACUGGCUACAUGGGAAAUUACUGUGAAAUAGGGCUUUCGAAAGGCAUUUCUCCAGGAACAACAAUGGCCGUGCUGUUGACAGUCAUCCUGAUCAUCAUCAUUGGAGCUCUGGCAGCGUUAGGAUUUUUCCACUACAGGAAGACUGGCUCCCUUCUGCCCUCUCUGCCCAAGCUGCCAAGCUUAAGCAGUCUGGUCAAAUCCUCUGAAACUGGGAAUGGGGUGACCUUCAGAUCAGGGGCCGAUGUUAACAUGGAUAUUGGAGUGUCUGGUUUUGGCCCUGAGUCUGCUAUUGACAGAGCAAUGGUGAUGAGUGACCACUUCACCAUGGAGAUGGGGAAGCAGCCCAUAGUCUUUGAAAACCCAAUGUAUGCGACGCGGGACAGCGCUGUCAAAGAGGCUCCGCAAGCCCAGGUGACUGCAUUGGAAAAUGUGGAGAACAAGAACUAUGAAUGUCCCAUAAACCCUUCUGAGAUAGCUCCAGACACAAAGCCAACUUCCCCAAGUGCUGAAGGAACUCAGGCAACAAAGUGGAAUAUCUUCAAACGAAAACUGAAACAAACUACCAACUUUGAAAAUCCAAUCUACGCAGAGAUGGAGAACGAGAAAAAGGAAAGUGCUGCUGGGACUCCACCUCCAUCCCCUUCGCCCCCUGCGAAAGUGCCUGCGAAACGAGCCCCAGCUCCUGCCUAUACCGCCACAGAAGACACUUUUAAAGACACAGCAACUCUUGUUAAAGAAGACUCUGAGAUGUAGCUGUGCUACAGUUAUUUAGGGAAUAAUUAGAAACACACUUUUGCACAUAUAUUUUUUACAAACAGAUAAAAAAUGUUAACAGUCAGUACUUUAUUAAAAAAUAUAUUUUUCUUCUGUU